GUUACGCGACUAGAAAACUUCGUCGGCACCCACCCGAAGUGGAAGGAACUGUGCCUGGAUAUACUGGAAGCAGCUGUGUCGGAUAUAUGUGGCUAUAAGUCGCAGCAUAAUUGGUGUCUUUACAAAGAGAAACUGAAUAUAAAACCACCGGGGGGCAUGGGCUUCGCACCGCACCUGGACGCACCCUCUCUACAGGUCACAGGCCUUGCAAAGGAGUUCGUCACGGUGAUGGUUGCAAUUGACGAUAUGACAGUUAGGAAUGGAUGUCUCCGUGUUGUGAAGAAAAAGUGGAAUGCGACUAAUAUGCUCGAAUGUACACAAGCCAGUGCUGGUGACGAUCCCGACAGAGGCGGACGAGCCGGGGCCAUACCGCUGACUGUAGCGGAUUCGCUGGUCUUUGAGGAUGUGCUCUGUUCAUCUGGCGAAAUGUAUCUGUUCAAUGGAUAUGUACCGCACAGGAGUGGGAUGAACACGAGCACGCUGUCGAGGCGUGCUGUGUUUCUAACCUAUAACUGUGAGACUGAAGGUAUUCUAAGAGAUGAAUAUUAUGCAAGCAUGAAACAAAUGAGGGAUACGUUCAAGGAACAAAGUGCUCUCAAGAAGUCGGAUGAUUUGGCAGAGCUGAAUUCACUUAACUCGAUACCCGGCGUCGCAAGGUAGCGGUUCAUCUAUUUUCGAUGUUGACUUUUAGUUUAGGUUUAGAUUGGCCGAGUUUUGAUAUGCUCCGAGCAAUUAUUGAUUGGUAUAUAUUUUCCCUUUGAUAAAAUUGCACUUGAUUUCAAC
Messenger RNA from Sphaeroforma arctica JP610, 783 nucleotides. RefSeq lists its product as hypothetical. The transcript is spliced from 3 exons. Lineage: Eukaryota; Ichthyosporea; Ichthyophonida. The annotation marks the transcript as partial. The record is from RefSeq and is a predicted model, not a curated record.